Messenger RNA from Cuscuta epithymum, 618 nucleotides. The record is from the annotation of a GenBank genome assembly. NCBI's taxonomy places the organism in Eukaryota, Viridiplantae, Streptophyta, Magnoliopsida, Solanales, Convolvulaceae.
AGGUUGAUGCAAAAACUGAUGAAGUGUUUGCAAAGAUAGAUUUACUUCCUGUGUCAAAUACCGCUCAAAAAGGAGAAAGUUCAUCAUCUAGGGAAAAAGUGCCAUCCUAUUGCUUUAUGACUAGCGAUAGUUCAAAUUUAUUCUUCAAAAGGCUCAACCCAUCAGACAUUGGUGAUCCUGCUGCACUACAUCUCCCUAAGGUAGCGGGUCAAGAUUUUUUUACAAGAUUGCCGGGCACAUUCCAGGAAUUGCAUAAAAAGAGUUUCAUGGCAAAGGAUUUACAUGGGGAUCAAUGGUCAUUCACCCUUUCAUAUAUCGGCAAUCCAAAGCGCUACAUUCUUCUUGGUGGUUGGAACACAUUUGUCCAACAGAAGAGUCUUGUGGCCGGGGAUAUUUGCUUCUUUGUGAGAGGCGUCGAUAAUGAGUUGUGGGUUGGAUUCAGACGCAAAACAAAUCCAAGAAAAUUACCGGCACCGGCAAUAUCAUGCUCUAGCAUGAUACGUGGCUUAUUGUCGAAUGCCUACAUUGCUCUAUGUACCAAUACUGCAUUUACAAUAUACUACUACCCUUGGAUUUGCCCUGCAAAGUUUCUGAUUCAGUAUGAGCAAUACAUGAAGG